ACCAACGAUAUUAUCAUAACAUUGGUAACCAUAUGAUCUAUUUCGCAUACACACAAUUCAUUUUUAUGCUGACAACUAUUUGAUUUAUUUAUGGUCGGCAAGAAUCUUAUUCCAUAAAAAAAGAAAAUGGUCUAUGAUGUCCUUGGCUCGAUUCGUAGCCUAAUCAAAAUUGAUGAUUAUUGUAUCGAUAAUAAUGUAUUUCGUUUACAUUAUAAAGCGACGGUCAUUUUUUUGGUCGCCUUUUCUUUACUUGUCACAUCCAAUCAAUAUUUUGGUGAUCCUAUAGAUUGUAUACAAAGGGACGAUGUACCACCUGCAUUACUUGAUACAUAUUGUUGGAUUCAUUCAACGUUUACAUUGCCCGAAGCUUUGAAUAAAAAAAUUGGUGUCGAGGUGCCACAUCCUGGUAUUGAUAAAUAUACACCAGGCGAAAAACGUGUCUACCAUAAAUAUUACCAAUGGGUGUGUUUCGUUUUGUUUCUACAGGCAGUCAUGUUCUAUAUACCACGUUAUCUUUGGAAAAUGUGGGAAGGACGACGAUUAAAAAGUCUUGUGUUACAUCUAGAUUCACCGAUAUUGGACCAAGAUACCCGAGAGGUUCAGGUCAGAUUGGUUAUCGAAUAUUUCCGAACCAAUCUCAGAUACCAUAAUACGUACUUUUAUUACUAUGUAUUUUGUGAAUUUUUAAAUUUUGUCAACGUUAUUCUUCAGAUGUAUUUGAUCGAUGCAUUCCUUGGCGGAGCUUUUUCCACUUAUGGUUUUGAUGUUAUUCAAUAUACGGAAAUGGAUCAGGAAAAUCGAGUCGAUCCAAUGAUUGCCAUAUUUCCCCGUAUGACAAAAUGUACAUUCCAUCGAUUUGGUUCAUCUGGUGAUGUUCAACGUCAUGAUGCUCUUUGUAUUCUGCCAUUGAAUAUUGUUAAUGAAAAAAUAUACGUUUUUCUUUGGUUUUGGUUUGUCUUUUUGGCAAUCAUCACUGGAGCAUUACUUGUUUAUCGAUUGUUUGUCAUAUUUUUGGAUCCUGUUCGAAAAACGAUGCUCAAAUCACGGGCUCGACUUUGUGAUCCAUACAAUUUAAAUAUCGUUCUCAGUGUUACGAAAAUUGGCGAUUGGUUUUUACUUUAUCUAUUAUGUAAAAAUAUGGAAGGACAAAACUUUCGUGAAUUUAUUGAAAGAUAUGCUGAAGAAAUUAUGAAAUCUAGUAACGGUAAUGAUAAUGAAAAGGAACCAAUAAUAAAAAAAUCGGGAAAUGAGACACCACCUCAAGAAGGAUAAACAGAUCAUUUAAAUUUAUAUCAUUAAUCAUUAUUAUUGGGACCAAAUGCUCAAAAAAACCAAUAA
Molecule: messenger RNA, 1338 nt
Organism: Dermatophagoides pteronyssinus (European house dust mite)
Lineage: Eukaryota; Metazoa; Arthropoda; Arachnida; Sarcoptiformes; Pyroglyphidae
Product: innexin inx2-like
Biological process (GO): phototransduction
Cellular component (GO): gap junction; plasma membrane
Molecular function (GO): gap junction channel activity
Source: RefSeq, a predicted model, not a curated record